CAAGCCGGACCGGACCGGUGCCGGUCCAGCAGAACCCUUUCGCUCCCAAAACCCUGGUGCCGAGGGGAGAGAGAAUGGCGGAAAGCGAAAGGAGGCGCUUCCGAUGGCGACGCGGACGAAGUUGGUGGCGAAGCGGUAGCAGUACCUGGAGGAGGCGCUGUUACAAGAGGCUCUUGCCGGGAGGGGAAGCUCUACGGCGAGCGUCCGGCGGGAGCUCGACGACUUCCUCAAGAGCCGCAAACGCGUCUUCAAAUGGGAAGUAGGCGUCACCAUCCGCAAGCUCCGCGACCGCAAGCGCUUCCGUCCCGCUCUCAAGCUUUCAGAAACCAUGGCCAGAAGAGGGAUGAACUUAACUGUCAGCGAUCAAGCUAUACGUCUGGAUCUUGUAGCCAAAGCCAGAGGCAUUGCUUCUGCUGAAGAUUACUUCAUCAAUCUCCCAGAGACUGCUAAAAAUCACCUUACAUAUGGUGCGCUCCUCAACUGCUACUGCAAGGAGUUAAUGACUGACAAGGCUGAGGCCCUUAUGGAAAAAAUGAAGGAGCUGAAGUUUACCUCGAGUCCUAUGGCCUAUAACAGCUUGAUGACGCUCUACAGUAAAAUCAACCAACCAGAAAAGGUUCCUACUAUUAUACAAGAGAUGAAGACUAAUGAUGUUUUGCUGGAUUGUUAUACUUACAAUGUCUGGAUGAGGGCUCUAGCUGCCAUCAAUGACAUCUUUGGUGUUGAAAGAGUGAUAGAAGAGAUGAAAAGGAAUGGGCGAGUUACUGCUGAUUGGACGACUUAUAGUAAUCUGGCAUCCAUUUAUGUAGAUGCUGGCAUGUUUCAGAAGGCAGAAGGAGCUCUCAAAGAACUAGAGAAAAGAAAGACGGAUGAUGAUCUUGGAGCCUAUCAGUUCUUGAUCACAUUGUAUGGCCGAACUGGAAAUCUAGUUGAAGUGCACCGCAUCUGGCGCUCUCUGAAGUUGGCACAUCCUAAGAUCGCAAAUGUAAGCUAUCUGAAUAUGAUUCAGGUGCUGGUGAAUUUGAAGGACUUGCCAGGUGCUGAAGAAUGUUUUAAGGAUUGGAAAUCCAAGUGCGCAACAUAUGAUAUCCGGGUAGCAAAUGCGAUGAUUAGGGCUUAUGCUAAAGAGGGCAUGUUAGAUAAGGCUGAAGCUGUUAAGAAGCAUGCCAAGAUGCGAGGGGCGAGACUUAAUGCCAAAACAUGGGAGAUCUUCAUGGAAUAUUAUCUGAAUAAAGGUGAUAUGAAAAUGGUGCACUGGUGUGCUGACCGUGCAAUUAAGAAGGGAAGAAGCCAUGGUAGGAUUUGGGUCCCACCGCUUGUAGUGAUCCGGGCUAUAAUGGCGUACUUUGAGGAGAAGAAGGAUGUUGCAGGUGCUGAAAAAUUCAUUGAGCUUCUCCAGAAAGUGGACUAUGAUCUGGGAGCAGAGGUAUUUGAAGCCCUCAUAAGGACUUAUGUUGCAGCUGGGAAGAACAGCCCAGGGAUGCGGAGGCGUUUGAAGAUGGAGAAUGUGGUUGUGAGUGAAGCCACUGAAAAAUUGCUUGACACUCUGUGCGUUGAAUGAUUCUUUCUUAAUAUAAAGUUGAUGGUGCUACAUUUUUCCAACUUAGCAACUGAUUAUUUUGAGGUAUAUUCAUUUUGACCUAAAAUAAGCUUUUCCCAAUCGCUAUUUUUGUGUGAUGUUGUAUCCGGUUCAAAUUUCCAGUUGUGAGUUCUCAUAGAUUGUAUACACAUUGGUACGAACUUGUAAUAGAACAAUGUCUCGCAGCUCUUAUUAA
Messenger RNA from Phoenix dactylifera (date palm), 1775 nucleotides. RefSeq names its product large ribosomal subunit protein mL101 (rPPR4)-like. The record is from RefSeq and is a predicted model, not a curated record. Gene Ontology annotation, cellular component: mitochondrion. Gene Ontology annotation, molecular function: protein binding. NCBI's taxonomy places the organism in Eukaryota, Viridiplantae, Streptophyta, Magnoliopsida, Arecales, Arecaceae.